CCUGGAAGUGCACGUGGGAGGCGCUGUGUUCUUUUCUCACCGCUACGUCCUCGGUCAAGUUCCCAGCUGCUCCUGUCCGAACUGUCUGGCCGGCCGACAGACUCGCCGUUAGUCGAGGUCGAGGAACCGUGGCAUCACACGUGCGAGCCUGCUGAUGAUUGCGAGGGUAGUGGCCAUGUCCACGAUGAUGUCGACAGCUGCUCCGUGAAGGACUGUGAGAACGUUUCAUCGCCUGAUGGUGGAGCUGACGACGAUGAACUGAACACCGACGGCAGAUCCAUCAGAAGUAAAAAAUUAGGGAAGAUUCUGUUGCGAGAAGCAAAGACUCGCCACCACUUGACCGCAUGUGAUGUAGGUUGUCGCAAGGGUCAUCCUAGAACCAUCCUCAAGCUUAACAACAUCCGGGCAGAGACGUUCGCCGUCGUAUUGGAUGCACUUUACACAGGUGACAAUCCUGUUACAAAAGCUAACGCUGUUGAGUUGUUGAAGAUCGCCUCCAAGCUCCAGAUCCCCAGUCUGAUUGAGCACUGCGAGAGCUCCAUAACCACCUUCUUGCAGCAAAAGGAUCUGCCAACCUCGCUGCUUCUUCGGGUAUCCGAAGUGUCCUCGACACAUCCUCAUCUGGCUCGACAAGCCCUCGGGGUCAUGGCGAGAGACUUUGGGGGAGAGUCGUCCUUGAACUGGUUGGUGCACGUGCACGGGUCGACCCUGCUGGACCUAUUGGACGACGAGAACCUGAACGCGGCUGAGGAAGAUGAUGCCUACGAUGCUUUGUCCAGGUGGUAUCAGCACGACCCACAGAACCGCGCUCGCUACCUGGGCCAGGCCUUCGGCAAGCUUCGCUUGGUCAACCUCAGCAGACGAAUCCUUUUGGACAAGGUGCUGACCUACUGUCACAGUGUCGGUGCUCGGCGAGAAGACUCGACCAAUGAUGCACUCGUCCUUCAAGUUCAGAGAGCUCUGGCUUACCACCUGCUUCCAGACAGGCGCCAUGACGAGAUCAUGCGCAUUGCCGACUUCCGCAGGUCUCAGCCGUCAGAGCGGGUCUUGCUGGUGAUGGGGGACCACGCGGACAAGUUGUUCGCCUUCAGCUUCCGGCGGCAAACAUGGUUCACCUUGUCGCCUCCCCCGCUACCCUUCGGGUUGGGCGUCGCUGCCUGUUGCUAUGACGACGACCUCUACUGCUCUGGUGGCGAGAAGACUCCAUCAGCCUUCUUCAGAUACAGACCCAGGACUGAUAGUUGGAAGAAGUUUCCGGACUUGCGAGAGGCCCGCGCAACCACGCAUGCGCGGCAGUUGGUGACGCGAUCUUCGUGCUCGGGGGAAAGAACGACCGCCUCACCUUAUCUAAAGACACUCUGACAUCAGUCGAGAUGUUUCUUGUCAAAGACAGAAAAAAGGGUUGGACUUUAUUGUCCCACACAGCACUUCCGGUUCCAGUCAGAUCCGCGGCAGUGGCUGUCAUCGGCAGCAAAAUUUACCUCAUUGGGGGCCGGACGACGGGUCUGGCCGAGACAGUGGCGGCGGUUCAGUGCUUUGACACCGCCACGCUUCAGUGCUCUCUGCUCGCUCCCCUCCCGUCCCCAUCAUGCCUUGCACGAACUUUCGUCUGCAACACCUUCGUGUACGUCCUCGACACUAACGGCGAUGUUUUGAGCUUCCGUCCUGACAACAGUUCUACAAGGAACGCAGACGAAGUCUCCAUGAAAACUCUUUCUGUGACCGACUUGCAGACUUCGCAAGACUGCCCCGAGCAGACGAUCGCCUCAGGUGAGAAAACUGUCGUCACCAUGGUCGGAAGGUCAAAAACUUGAAUUGGAAAUGGUACGGCGCAGCCCUGCACUACGACGGAACGUUGUACAUCGUGGCGGGGGAGUUGCCACGUGGCGUUACUGUCCCCAUGGUAACGGUGGAGAGCGCCGACGAGGACGUUUUCCGAGAAACUCGCUUCAUACGACCGAGGCAGAUGGGCAUGUGUCACGUGACGGCGCACGUCAGCAUUCCUCGAGAGUGGCUCCUUCAGAUUGUUUCGUAAAUCGGAGAAAAUGAUUUGACUUCCUCGUAUGACUUGCAUCACAUGAUAAACAGCCAAUGUAAGGAGGGAUGUGACAUUCGAGAAAACAUCGGGAUGAAGUCGAGACAGGAUGCACUGUCGCUGUGAAACAUUUUAUGAAGUUAUCUUCUUGAAAAUGUUGCAGAUGUAAAAAAAGUGACUGCACGAAAGUUGAUGAAUUUAAGAUUAUUAAAGGCUUAUACUUCCAUGA
This is a messenger RNA of Pomacea canaliculata, 2264 nucleotides long. RefSeq names its product kelch-like protein 7. Gene Ontology annotation, molecular function: protein binding. The annotation marks the transcript as partial. Lineage: Eukaryota; Metazoa; Mollusca; Gastropoda; Architaenioglossa; Ampullariidae. The transcript has 4 exons. The record is from RefSeq and is a predicted model, not a curated record.